Messenger RNA from Spinacia oleracea (spinach), 822 nucleotides. RefSeq lists its product as uncharacterized. The record is from RefSeq and is a predicted model, not a curated record. The transcript has 3 exons. Bases 161 to 538 code for a protein of 125 amino acids. Lineage: Eukaryota; Viridiplantae; Streptophyta; Magnoliopsida; Caryophyllales; Amaranthaceae.
UUUCUUUUCCUUCCAAUUCCUUCCAACUAAAUAAAGGCUACGAGUCUACAACUUCCUUCUCGAUCCUUCUUCUUUUUCUCUUCGGAUUCGCGGGGUUUUCGAUUUGAUUUCACAAAUAAAAGGGAGGAAACUGACGAGACCAACGACCAACACAAAAACAAUGGAUCAUGAUACUGAUACAGCUGCUAUUGCCGCAGCAAUGGUGGCGAAGUUUCGCGAGGAAUCCGAGAAAACCAGAAAAAUGCUUGAUGAAACUACACGAGCUUGCAAUCAACAAACAGUGAUGAUCGAAAAAAGUUUGGUCCCUGCUGUGAAGCAAUUGGCGGCCGCAGUGCAGGGUUUGGAGCAGGUUAACAGGGGAGGUCGCACGCAAAUUCAUAUUCACAUCUCGUGCUUGAGCAUUGUGCUUCUAGCUUUGAUGAUGGCUAUGUACUGCCUUUCUGAUUACAAACCUCAACACGGUUCAAUGGAGUGGUACCUGAAAUGGGCGUUGCCAUGCCUGCUCGGAAUUCUGGCAGCGGGUAUGAUCGAGAACUAGUGUAUAGUGACUGUGUUAGUGUAGCUGGAAUUGCUGGUUUUUGUGGGUUUGUUUCAGCAACUGAACUAUUAUAGCUAUUAUAGAAUGGUGGCAUAGGGUAUUGGAAUUGAUUGUUGAAGCAUUCUUAGUGGUUAUUUUCUGCUUACUAAGGUGCUAUUAGCUGUUGUAAAUGAAGCAACAACUGUGCUAUUUGUUAGAUGGCAGCUUGGAUUUUGAAAUUACAAGCCUAAUUAGUGUAAUUAGCCGAAACAUGAAUUUUUUCCCUUUCAUGUUUUCUUGGUACA